Molecule: messenger RNA, 1113 nt
Organism: Coccinella septempunctata (seven-spotted ladybird)
Lineage: Eukaryota; Metazoa; Arthropoda; Insecta; Coleoptera; Coccinellidae
Product: involucrin-like
Exons: 1
Coding region: 1-1113 (370 amino acids)
Source: RefSeq, a predicted model, not a curated record
AUGCACAAGCCUGGGCGGAGAUCUAAUCGGGAGGGCCGUAGGCCCGAGCCCGGUGAGAUAACUAAACGCGAGGGCCGCAAGUCCGAACCCGGUGAGAGAACUAAAGGCGAGGGCCUCAAGCUCGAGCCCACUCGGAGAACAAAACGUGAGGGCCGCGAGCCCGGUGAGAGAACUAAAGGCGAGGGCCGCAAGCCCGAGCCCGGUGAGAGAACAAAACGCGAGGGCCGCAAGCCCGAGCCCAGACGGAGAAUAAAACAUGAGGGCCGCAGGCCCGAGCCUGGGCGGAGAUCUAAUCAGGAGGGCCGUAGGCCCGAGCCCGGUGAGAGAACUAAACGCGAGGGCCGCAAGCCCGAACCCGAUAAGAGAACAAAACGCGAGGGCCGCAAGCCCGAACCCGGUGAGAGAACUAAAGGCGAGGGCCUCAAGCUCGAGCCCACUCGGAGAACAAAACGUGAGGGCCGCGAGCCCGGUGAGAGAACUAAAGGCGAGGGCCGCAAGCCCGAGCCCGGUGAGAGAACAAAACGCGAGGGCCGCAAGCCCGAGCCCAGACGGAGAAUAAAACAUGAGGGCCGCAGGCCCGAGCCUGGGCGGAGAUCUAAUCAGGAGGGCCGUAGGCCCGAGCCCGGUGAGAGAACAAAACGCGAGGGCCGCAAGCCCGAGCCCAGACGGAGAAUAAAACAUGAGGGCCGCAGGCCCGAGCCUGGGCGGAGAUCUAAUCAGGAGGGCCGUAGGCCCGAGCCCGGUGAGAGAACAAAACGCGAGGGCCGCAAGCCCGAGCCCAGACGGAGAAUAAAACAUGAGGGCCGCAGGCCCGAGCCUGGGCGGAGAUCUAAUCAGGAGGGCCGUAGGCCCGAGCCCGGUGAGAGAACAAAACGCGAGGGCCGCAAGCCCGAGCCCAGACGGAGAAUAAAACAUGAGGGCCGCAGGCCCGAGCCUGGGCGGAGAUCUAAUCAGGAGGGCCGUAGGCCCGAGCCCGGUGAGAGAACUAAACGCGAGGGCCGCAAGCCCGAACCCGAUGAGAGAACAAAACGCGAGGACCGCAAGCCCGAGCCUGAUCGGAGAACAAAAUGUGAGGGCCGCAAGCCCGAGCCCGGUCGUAGGAUGAAGCCGUGA